Messenger RNA from Amoebophrya sp. A25, 4084 nucleotides. The record is from the annotation of a GenBank genome assembly. Lineage: Eukaryota; Dinophyceae; Syndiniales; Amoebophryaceae.
UGAUGAUCAAGAGCAAGAUGAAGAUCCGUUCGGGUCAAAUUGGCGCUACUCUAGACCAUUUUUGUCUUGUAAAAGAAGUAAAAUGGAUCACGAAAGAGAGUGAUGAGCGCGCAAAGAUCCAAUCAUCUCAUCUUCUUAAGAGACGAGUGCGCGGAGAUCAGCAAUUGAAAAAUUGUGUUCUACUUUUCUACAGGAUUAACUGACUCUGUGGCAAGUUCCUUUAUUAAAAGAUACGCAGUGGGCAAGAGUAGGAAGUCCAAUCUAGAAGAGAGUAAGGAGAAUUCGUAGAAGGCAACUAUUGAUGUUCUUGCUCCCCUCAAUCAAACUAAACGGCAGGCCCCCCGUACGAAGCGAAUCUGAGCGCUUUUCCACCCAUGUAAGUUAAAGUUUGUUUUUUUUUUUAUGUAGAACUUUGCAGGUCUAAGAUUUGUAUUUUUGUUAUCUUUUUAUUGGUGGAAGUUUCCCGUUUGUGCGAUUUUCACAAGGCAUUCGUUUUAAAAGUUUUCUUUUGCUCCCGAGUACCAACUAACGUUUAUUUCCACCUGUUGUUUUUUCUUUUUUCUUGUGUCUCUUUGCCGGACGCAAUAAAUUCUAAGAAACGACAAACGAGAAACGCAACUCUAUUUCUCUGUGAAUAUUUCCCUUUGUCGACUUGCGGCUGAAAGCAUUGUUUUCUUAGUUCAGGAAGCGACCGUAUAUGAUAAGUUUUGUUUCUGAACAACUUCUUUGUGAAACACGCGGUGUCGGCUGUAACUAUUCACAUUGAUUACAGCUUACCUAGACUUAGAUCUCCUUCUCUCUCAAUAUUUGAGUGAUAUUGCAGAUCAUAAAAGAAAGAUGCCACCAAAGUUGAAGCUUGCGUCUCCGGAGCUGGAGGCCAUUGUCAGCAAUCCUGACAAUCAAGAGUGCGCCGAUUGCGAUGCCCGGGCCCCCCGAUGGGCGUCAGUGAAUCUUGGUUGUCUGGUAUGCAUCGACUGCGCCGGCAUUCAUCGACACUUGGGCGUCCACAUUUCAGUACUCACGAUCUUCGUGUUUGUUAAAAGUUUUUGACCAAGUUCUGCAGGAAGUAGAUUUCUAUUAAGUAGGUCAUCGACAGCCAUAAUCGGAAGUAAGAUACAUUAGUUGAAUAAAGGCAGUUCCGUCACCAGACGGCCUUCAACAACAUCUCCUAAAAAUGUUGAUCUCCUGACUUCCUCGAAAUCCGCCACACAGGUAAUGAAAAGCGUGACACUCGACAAGUGGCAGGCGAAGUGGCUUGAGACAGUGGGCCAGAUAGGCAAUCGACGAUCGAACAGCUAUUUUGAGUACUAUUUGAUAAUUGUUUUGAAUAUACGUGGGGACUUAAUCAGACCCUCUAGUACGUAUCAUGUGGGUAUGCUUCCCCAAAAUCAGAUUUCCAGUUUUAUUCCAGCAAAAGAAAUUUUGACGUCUUUAUUAACUUUCGUAUCUCCAGGUUUCGGCUACAAAAUGGAAAGAAGCCAACCGGCCAAAGCUCGAUGGAACAAAAGCGGUCGUUUAUCAUCGCAAAGUACGAGAGGAAAGAGUUCAUUCCAAGAGGGAAUGAGCCAUCACCGAGUGAGUUGCUUGCGCAGGGAAGGUCACCUGACGCGUACUUAAGCGGCAGCUCCGCUGGUGGCGGCGGUGCAACGAACGGAGGGGGUUUUAGUGGCUCCUCUGGCAAUACCGUGCAGCUAGCUGGCACCACCGCAGGGGGAAAGAUUCAAACCUCUCUCUCAGUAGCGAAGAACGCGGGCAGCGGAACGGCGAGCACGGCGUCUUCUAGUAAUAAUGCGACACCUCCCAUGAACCUCCUCGACGACGACUUUGGUUUCACGAGCACCAGUAACAGCAAUAGUGCUACUCCCGCAGCUUCAUCUUUCGACGCAGAUUUCGCGCCCUUUGCGUCUGGAAGCGGCAAUACAAGUUUAGAGGACAUGUUUAGUACCUCAGUUGGCGGCGGCAACGAUUUUACCGCGUUUGCCUCCUUCUCCGGCUCGUCUGCCCCAGCGACCGGCGCGGGAACAGCUUCAAAUGGUAACCCUUUUCCAGCAACAUCUUCAAUUAUGCCGCAAGUACCUAUGGGAGGCGGCGCAGCGACAUCUUCAUCCGCUAAUGGUGGUUUCGGCGACUUUGCGAGCGGCGCAGCAACGUCUUCAUCAUCACAGCCUGCGGCAAAAGCAGUUGACAAAUUUUCCUCAUUUAACGACAGCCUCGCGAAUUUGUACCAAAGUGGCACUGCGAACUCGAAUCGAGGUAACGUCGACGCGUUAGCUUCAAUGGGAGGCAUGAACAUGAAUAUGGGAGGUGCUCCUGGAGGCAUGGGCAACAUGAUGGCUGGUAACGGCUUUCCUGGCAGCAUGGGCGCAAGCGGCAUGAUGGGUGGCCCUAUGGGGGGCAGCCAGCCAAUGGGGAGUCAGCCGAUGAUGGGAGGCGGCCAGAAUCUGAUGAUGCAAGGCAAUAGCGCUCAAAGCAUAAUCAUGGGAGGAGUAGCAACAAGUGGUAGUUCUGGAGGCAACCCCUUUGCAAGUCCUCCUCCAGGAAUGAUAGCUGGUGGACAGCAGAUGCAGCAGAACGGUUUUGGUGGCGGAACGAUGAACGGCAUGGGAGGUGCCAUGAUGGGCAACAAUGGCAUGGGCUCCAUGGGCGGCGCAGGUGGCAACAUGAUGGGAAUGGGGAACAACGCUCCGAUGGGAAAUCCAUUUGGGCAGGCGCCCCAGCAAGUCGGAUUCCCUGGCGGCUUCAACAACGGCAAUAUGAUGGGUGGAGGCAACGGCCUCGGCAACGGCGGUGGUCAAAUGGGAAAUGGCAUGGUGGGCAAUGGCACUGGAAACAACAUGUUUGGCCAACAACCAGCGAUGCAGCAGGGCGGAAUGGGCGGGUUCAUGGCUGGCCCACAACAGGCGAAUGGGUUCGGAGCCAAGCCGGCGAAGGCAGGAGGCGGUCUUGAUGGUAUUGUCUAUUCUGUAGAUUGACUUCCAUCACAUUCUGAAGACUUUUAGCAGCGUGACAAAGGCUCUGUUCCAUCAGUGUUAAUGAAUCUCAUCGGUCGAUGUCAUUGGUUCUAAAGGAAUUGAGACCUGAUGCCAUGAUCUCGAAAUGAAAUUGAAGAAGAUCAAAAAUCUUUUGAAUUUCCCAGAUCUGAUUUCGGGCACGGUGACAUCGCAAUAUAUGAACCAGUUUCCGGGGACACCAAAGAGUACUUCACGUGUUCCCUCUGGAUUUAAUCAUGUUUUGCUGUGAUUUCGACGUCUCAUUGUUUCCUGAAGUUGGAGUAAUCAGACUUAGAGAUUCGUAGUUAGUAAGAGUAAAAAAGCGCUUAGAUGAGCUAGAACUUGCUUCCAACAUUUCCAUUGCAGAUAAGGCUAGCAAGUCGCCGACGGGAGGAGGCGCGGGUAGUCUGGCAGAUUUGGACCCGUUUUCUGUGAUGUAGCGGCUUCGGCUAUUUUGCGGCUAUUGAGGCGCAGGAGUUUCAUCUUGUUCGCGUUUGGCAAGCCGCCAGUUGGGCUUAGCCUCCAGCUCCGACAGCCAGGACCAUUACUGCCAGCAUGUUUUGUUGCCGACAACGGACGCCUAUGAAGGUCCAGCAGCAUCGAAUGUCGGGUAGCAGGUCGUGAUGUACGCGCGUUUGUCAGAAAAAAAUGGUUACCUCGUUAGGGCAAUGUACAGGUUGAUACCCUCGUCAUGAAGACUCAUAACUAUAUUAAUUGCCAAGUCGAUUGAAAUUUAUACGCUUUCGCGAGUAACUUAUGACACACAAAUAUACGCUUGCUUUGGGGAAUUGUUGUCGCUUCUCCUUCUUCUGUGCAUAACGUAGUUCUCUCCUACUCAUCCGAAGUAGGAAUGGUUGUGCUCUUCCGAAGAAGAAGGCGGCGUAAUUAUUACUUUGGGUCCGAGCUAUCAAAAUGGGAAAAUGGGUGCUGUUGUACCACAUUGCUGUCCACCAUGCUAUUGGGUUUGAAUUUGCUCAUCAUUACUUCCAACGACUAAAAAGAUGAUCAUGAUCACUUGAUUACACCUUGAUCACAACCUUGAAGAACCGAAUAAAAGACGUUGCUCAUUGCUCACCUCCUAGAAUUGCAGAUGG